UCUACAAUACUUGCAUCCAGAGGUCUAUUGCAAAGGUCAACCAGCCUAAAGUACAUUUUCCUCAUCAGCUUAGCACAAGGCUGAAUCUCCAUGACUAAUGUCUGCCACUCCCCUCUUCAUCUGAUCUUUGCAUUUCUCUAGGUGGUGUCUUCACACAGCUGAAUGUCUCUUGGAAAACACCAUUGCCGAUGGUAGUGAGGGAUGUGCCAUUGCUUGUCUCGUCAGUUUUAAUAUUUCUAAUACAACCAAACACAAAAUCAACUUCCUUUUUGCAUUUCUCUGUGAACUGACUACUGCUGAGAAAUGCUGGACUAAGGCUCCUACAUGGGCAAGCUCCGUAGAACCCUGACAUUAGGCCUCCAUUCCAGGCUGGAGUGGACUAUCUCUGGGGGCAAGACAGGAGUUAAUUUCUUAGGCCCCUUCAAGCUGUGUCCUCUCUGCUGAGAUGGAUGAUCUAGCUGCCAGUUGUAAAGGUGAUUUUGGGAUACUGACAUCUGCCCACUCAGUACUGAACUAGGACUACUGCCUGAUUUCAGACAGGGCACCAGACAGCCUUCAGUUGGAAACAACAGACCAGAGCUGCAUUGCAGCAAGCAAUCUGGCUGUGUGAAAGGCUCCAUAUCCCAUCAGCAACCUUCCCCCGAGCUGUCCAGUUCCCUAAUCUGCACCAUUAAAGAGAGAAGUAGAAGUGAAGGAUUUUGCUUCAGACUGAUAGUGCUGACUAGAUCUCUGGUGUACUGUACCUAUUCUGAUCUCACCACUCUGAUGUAAAUCUGGAAUAACUACCUUAUGUCAAUGGAGGACAGAAUGAGAAGCUCUGGAUCUAGCCCAGGAGGAGUAAGGGCUGCGGGUAGGAUUUCAGGGAUUACAGAAUAUUCAAGAGUCUCCCCUGCUUGCUGUCCAGCUUCUUCCAGGGCUGUGUGCACCUUUCACUGGAAUCCCAAUGCUGUGAUGGCACUGAGGUCAGAAUGCGGAAAUAAAGGAAGGGCCAGGUCCAGUGGUCAAUGUUUCUGGUGGUAACCCUUAUACUCCUUCAAAUCAAGUCUUUGGCAUGCAUUCUCCACUGCAUGCACCUCAUUUGCCUUCAGAUGGAGUGGGGUUAAAGAAUUUGCAUGUGGGAACUGUGGAAGUUUUGCCCCAGCAAUUUUGCUGGUUAGGUCAGAAUGUAUGGAGUCAGCCAGCUGUAGCUGGCACCUGUGUUUUUGUGCUGAAAGGCUCUGAACUGAAGGACUCCGCCUCCUUCCCUGCUCCUCCUCUAAUCUUGGUUUAACACAACAGCACACGCAGGAAACACCGAGGCUCAAAAGCUCACAAUCAACCCAGCAAGGAAAGACCUAAAGGCAAAGGGUUAUUUUUCUCCAAGAAACAGCGCAGAGCAGAGUCAGAGAAGUACUUUGAUCCUCAGGGGUAGACUUGCUGAAGCCCAGCUCUGCGCAGACGUUAGGAGGAGAGGAGGAGUAUAAAAUCCAAGCCCAUUCCAGUGGCUUGAUCAAAGUUCCUGUUCAAAAUCCUGUCAGACUUUUCAGGGAGAUUCUGUUUUAACCCUGAUAGUAAUUGAGUCUUUUUCCUUCAACCUUUUCCUUGGAAGGAUGCAGCCUCAAGACACAGGCGUUCAGUACAGCAGGUGGAAUGACAGUAGUCGUGAUGAAGUCAGUGUGAACACAUCCACUGCUGAGGUGUCAGGAUGCAAAAGAAUCUACACUAAGCUGUGCACUGGGAAAAUCGGCAUUGCAGUUAAAGUGAUUGGAGGAAACAUCCUCUUUUGGACGGUUUUUGUCAUUGGCUACGUGACAGGUUACUAUGUGCACAAGUGCAAGUAGAAGUAACACUGAAAUUCACCGGCAGGACCCCAGGCCUGGAUUUCUCUGGUGAGGUAAUCCCAAACCUCCCUGUCCAGUUCCCACCCCAAUCAGGCAAGUCACCAAGCAUGCAUGCAAGAUGCAGGAUCUUCACUAUGUGUCAUAUGAGCAUGCAAAAAGAACCAUCAGCAUCAGGGAGGCGCACAAAACCAGUGCUGGAUGCAGCACUUCUUGCUGCCUACGAGAGAACCAAUUGUACAAUCUCAGCUGAAGGCAAAGGAGGAACUAGAAAUGGACGUGCUCUCCCUCCUGAAUCAGCAAAAUGUGCUGUUUCCAAAACCUAUCACUGCUGCCAAAAUGCCCUGUAUUGCAAUGAGAACUCCUCCCUGGUCCUGCGGUUUCCAUCCCUACCCCUUAGGACACCCCCAUCAGCAGGGGAUCUGGCUACUGGUUUUGCAUGGGCAUGUUUUCUAUGAGCU
This is a messenger RNA of Dermochelys coriacea (leatherback sea turtle), 2278 nucleotides long. It is a transcript of the gene SMIM1, whose product is annotated as small integral membrane protein 1 (Vel blood group). The record is from RefSeq and is a predicted model, not a curated record. NCBI's taxonomy places the organism in Eukaryota, Metazoa, Chordata, Testudines, Dermochelyidae. Bases 1590 to 1820 code for a protein of 76 amino acids. The transcript has 5 exons.